AUGACGUCAAAAAACGCGGAGUCUCUCAAUGUAUUAUUUAAAAGGGAUCGAGAGUUACCCAUUCUCGCACUGAUUGAGAAUAUCCGUACGAAGCUGCAGCAAUGGUUUCAAGAUCGACGUGCGAAAUCACAUAAUUGCACAAGCGUGCUAGCCCCAGCACAAGAGGUAAAACUCUUCAAAGCUGUAGAGGCUGCGAGAAAGUUAAAUGUCGAACCACUAGACGAGUCGCGCUUCUCUGUGGAAUGUGCACGUCAUACGACAUAUAUGGUAGAUUUAAGUGAUGGAACAUGCACUUGUAAACAAUUUCAGUUAGAGAGUUUUCCUUGUGAGCAUGCAGUUAUGUUGGCUAUGUAUCGAGAAUUUGCAGCGAAAACGUUGUGCUCUCCUUAUUACACUGCUGAAAACUGGAGAGAUGCGUAUGUUGAAACCAUAUUUCCGCUUCCAAACGAAGUCGAGUGA
Messenger RNA from Olea europaea var. sylvestris, 459 nucleotides. RefSeq lists its product as uncharacterized. Bases 1 to 459 code for a protein of 152 amino acids. NCBI's taxonomy places the organism in Eukaryota, Viridiplantae, Streptophyta, Magnoliopsida, Lamiales, Oleaceae. Gene Ontology annotation, molecular function: zinc ion binding. The record is from RefSeq and is a predicted model, not a curated record. The transcript has a single exon.